This is a messenger RNA of Asterias rubens (European starfish), 1315 nucleotides long. RefSeq lists its product as uncharacterized. NCBI's taxonomy places the organism in Eukaryota, Metazoa, Echinodermata, Asteroidea, Forcipulatida, Asteriidae. The transcript has 3 exons. Bases 150 to 734 code for a protein of 194 amino acids. The record is from RefSeq and is a predicted model, not a curated record.
CAGGCAUUUUAUCAGUGUAGGCUCCACCGCUACGCGACGUGUAGACUGCAGUUUGGUCCAGUGUUCUUCAUCAGGAAGUGCAGGAAUCCCUCGGGACAUGCUACAUGUGAAUUGAUCACUGGACCCACUUAACUGGACUGUCGCACAUCAUGGCCACCGUCAACUUCUGCAGCCCCAUGCUAGCCAUGAAUGAAACAGUUUGCCACAAUGUGUCCUGCAUGUCAUUACCGCCGCCUGAACUUCCACCACUAUUCAGCUGCAGUAACUAUACAGAUCUGCCAUCAUGUGUCCGUCCCACCACUGUGCCUACAAUAAGUGUAGCUACUGCUAAUAUGACAUACGAGACUACUAUGAGCAGUUCUACUCCGUCUGGUCCUGGUAGUGGUGGAAGUACAUGUGAUGAAACAUGUAUUGUUGUAAUACUAUGCCUAUCAGGCCUACUGAUAGUAUUAAUAGCACUAGCAGUACUACUGCACAUGUACUGCAAGAAGACAGGGCUAUUCAAGAAUCGAAAGGCCCCUAGCAAAUAUGAAUGUUCGAGAGAAUUUGACCGGUCAAAUUCUGCUGAACAAAUUCUCUCUCAAGAGCAGCACAAUCACCAGCGCGUUGAAAUGCUGGAGAGCCAUCGGGAUUCUUCAAACAAGGAUAACAAUGGUUUACAUAAUGCAACAACAGUGGUAGGAAUGAAAGACCCAGAACCGGGAACAACUCCAGAAAUGAGUGUCUACCUUUGAAGGAACCAGAGCCCAAUUUCAUGGCACUGCUUACCGCCGAUUUUUGUGCUUACGAUCUCCACUCUCCGCUUACAGUGCAAGCCCUAAAUGUGUGCCCUAUCCUUGAAAGCGUGAAAUGCCUGUAACGUGGAUUACGCGCUAACCCGUGACAUACGCUUGCCGAUAGCACAGAAUUCUCUGCUUCCGUAAAGCGCCGAUUCUGUGCUUAUGGUCAGCAGAGCAAUGAAAUUGGGCCCAGAUUGUUCGUGGUGGGCUGCAUGAAGUGCAGGGUGAUGACAACCGGGUGUAGGAAGCUUUCAAGAUGGCAAUGAAUUUAAAACGUUUAUUGAAUGACAUGCAACCACUUGUCAGAUUCAAAUUUUUGUAAUUUAUAAAUAGUUGUUUUCCAUAUAAACUGUGAAAAGUGAAAGUUUUGCUCAAAAAGCAUUUAUGGGACACUUGGUUCGGUUGAGUUAGCCCAUGAGAAGCUUUUGAAACCGUUUGUUAUAAAAUGCAUAUGGUUAGAAAGAUGUAAAUAAUAGUGAUUUAUAUAUUUUUAUCAUAUAUUGUUAUGCUCUAUAAUGAAUCAAAUUAUUUUCAAU